GAAUACCCAAUGUCACUGCCAGAGGACCAGUUCGUCGGAGUCUGGGCGUCCCUAAGUUUCAGCCUUCUCUAUUCCGGAACGUACUGAUCAAAAUUCUGUGUGCUUUGGUCUUUUUUUCUUUUCCAAGUGACUUAAGUCCAAUGUCGGAGCGUCCGAUUCACGGCACUGACACCCGUCCGACAGAACCGCCAACUUCACUGCAUCAUGGAUGAACUUGCUGUAGCGCGAGCUGAGCUGGCUCGUCUAGAGGACAGUGAGCGGAACCUUGUCAAACAGCUAUCGGACGUCCGUGUCGCAGCAGCGGCAGAGAGGAAGAGGAUCAACGAACUGAUCCAAGAAAAACCACCGAUCAUUCAACGUCUCCCUAUAGAGUUGCUCUCGUCAAUUCUCCAUCUCGCUCUCCGUGGACCCAACCCUUCGCGAAAGAAGAUCCUGGCAUGUGUAUCGCGGCAUUGGAGAGAUUUGAUUCUGGAACAGCCAAGUUUCUGGUCCACGAUAGAGAUCAGUGGCGAACAGAACUUAGGUCGCGUAAGGGAACGGUUGGAGAAAAGUUGCGAGGCACCACUUGACGUUACUAUUCGAGAUGAGCCGUCCAGUUCCUAUGAAACCAUUCGCGAAGGUCUGGGCCUCCUCGUUCCUUGUGCCAGUCGCUGGCGCAGUCUUACAUGGAAUAAGAUGCCCAAACCAGCGCGACAAUUUAUUAUGGACCAUAUCAACGGUAUCAAGUUUCCAUCCUUGAAAUGUGUUAAACUCGAAUCGAGAUCUCCCAUCCCAUCCUUCCUUUCCCGAACAAAUGUCCCCGUUCUGGAGCAUCUGGAAGUCAGGAAUGAAGAUGUAUAUUCUAAUCUGUGCCCAUUGCUUGGCUGCAACUCAUUACUUUCGGACCACAUUCCGGUUCUAACACUGGUCACAUUAUCACUUUCGGGUUAUGAGCUGCUCGCAGGGUUGGAAUUGCCAAACAGUGUUCACUUUCCUGUUCUCGAGACCUUGGAAAUCGACCUCCGGAAUGCAGGUGAUCUGUUCAAAGCAAUCGUAACUCCCAAGCUCAGAUCUCUCCAAUAUACUCUUCAUUCGGACGAUCCGCUUUCUACCGACCUCAGCGGCCUUGAGGAUAAGUUCGGUAGCGUCAAACAGGUCUCUUUCACGAUACCAUUCGACAGUCUGGAUACGUCAGAUGCUCUAGCUCUUUGCAGAGCGUUUCCAAAUGUUUGCCAUGCAGAAUUUUGCAGACUCCCCGCUGCUCCUGCAGGUUACUGGAGGAGCCUCGAAAGCCUGGCUUUCCUUGAUAUUGAUCCCGAGAUGUGGCUGGUACCACCUAUCCGAGAAACCAAUGCCCUCGUGGAGUGGCUCGUGGUUCGACAGGGCCAACGGCCACUAUGCGUCUGUAUCAACGGUUUCUCCACCUCAGAUGAAGACAUCGGAUCACUUUGCAUGCUGUAUGAGAUACUGCAAGAAUAUUGUACUGUAGAGCUGAAGGACAUCCGCUUGUGGCCCAAAUCGGAACUUUUGAAAUCAGUGGAUUCUGGUCUACAGCUCCACGUCCCGAUGUUCACCUCUGGUCUUGCGGAUGACAUAGGUGCUGUUGUAGGAGGCAUUGGAAAGUUGGGGCAGGCCUCUUACCAGUAACAGCACAGCGAGCUUCCCUAUCGAGCUUUGGGAGUCCCAUACUUUAUGACGAGGCUCAGCCGGCCCGGUGGUCACUUGAAUCGAAACGGGAUCUCUAUUGCCUUUGACACACAAGGCGUACUGUGAUACAACUGAUGUUGGCCCUACUAUGGACGUGCAAUUAAAUCACCUUCACCGACAGCCCAGUGAAGAGAUUUCGAGUCAAAAAAACGUAUUACUCAUUGACUGAUCAAUAACACAUUUCACUUUAGAUUUCGAGACGAGGACUUCC
Messenger RNA from Pisolithus orientalis, 1897 nucleotides. RefSeq lists its product as uncharacterized. Lineage: Eukaryota; Fungi; Basidiomycota; Agaricomycetes; Boletales; Pisolithaceae. Gene Ontology annotation, molecular function: protein binding. The transcript has 5 exons. The record is from RefSeq and is a predicted model, not a curated record. The coding region runs from base 205 to 1626 and encodes 473 amino acids.